AUGGAUGUGGGAGCUGACUACAUACGUGUAAGAUUCAAGAGGAGAGUGUCCUAUUUGGCAACUUUACCAAACUCGAGAAGGAAAACGUGGCAAAAUAUACAGCGCGAGAUCAUCCUACUCUCCAGGGCCAAAGCGACUCUCGACGAUCUGAAUGUCAUGAUCAUGCUGUUUAAUGACCAGCGCAACAUGCUCAAGGUCAUGGACGGCAUCGGCAAGUUUAUUUUAGCCUUGGAAACAGCAGACUCGGAAAGCGAUUCGAGCAGUAGCAGCGACGCAACUGCGGAUCCAGACAAAAUCGUGGUAAUAGAAGAAGCCUACCCAGGCCAACGCGCAACGGUGAUAUGGGGAGCCCGCAACGACCCAGAUGAAUUCAGCCUGCCGUUGGCCAAGGUCAACGCCAGCAUCGACGAGAUCAAUGCCAUGCUUGAGCGUGCACGGAGGGCCAACCAGUCGAUUAAUUUCCUGAUAGACCUUAAACUGAAGCAGAACAGUGUGAUGGACGCGCAGGAGUCGCUCAAGAUGACUAGAGAAACAACAAAGCAAGGACGCACUGUCCUUAUUUUUACCCUAACUACUCUCGUCUUCCUCCCUUUGUCGUUCAUGACUUCGUUCUUCACUCUCGACAUCAGCCAAUUUCGCACAAAUGCCGAAGGCAAGCUUGUCCUAGGUUACGUCUCCUAUAUCGUCUUCCCCAUUUCUAGCCUCAUAUCGGCCGCACUCAUCUGGACCGCUUUUAGAAUCGAGUACAUCGAAGCGGCCUGGAUCUGGAUGACGCUGAUUAUGAGACAUAUAAUAGGCAAGAUAAAAAAUAGCGCGACGAAGAAACGGGAUGGACCUCGCUAUAUGCCUACCGAUUUGCCGGAAUCUAAGGUUAGACGGGAUACAGACCUGGAGGCGCAAGGUGAUAGCCUUGUGCCUACUGUUACCGGAUCAGUCCUGCAGCCGACGAAUUAA
Messenger RNA from Aspergillus pseudoviridinutans, 954 nucleotides. RefSeq lists its product as uncharacterized. The transcript has 4 exons. The record is from RefSeq and is a predicted model, not a curated record. NCBI's taxonomy places the organism in Eukaryota, Fungi, Ascomycota, Eurotiomycetes, Eurotiales, Aspergillaceae. The coding region runs from base 1 to 954 and encodes 317 amino acids.